GACUAUCAUUAGUGAGAAGUGGCAACGACCUCGUACGCGAAUAAUCAAAGAAGAGAUGAAGAUUUCAUCGAUUUUACAACGUCGUCGUCGUUGUUGUCGUCAUCGUCGUCGUCCAUGUUUACUAUAAACGACGAGGUACAACGACAAGAACAAGUACAAGCCAAUGAAGAAUCUAUGACGUAUCCAGACGAAAGGAUGGUGUCGUUCGAUUAUGCGAAUAUUUCGAAUAGAUUUGAUUCUAACGAGAGACGACUUACUAGAAUGGUAUCAAAUUCAAUGAACACCGUCGAGAUCAUGCCUGAUUAUAAUUUGGAGAAUGUCCUUGGAGGUGGUGCUAUCAUCGCCGAAAAUCCGAUACAAUUUGCUGCAGCCUUGUUGAUGCAAUAUCGAAUACAAGGAACAUUGGGGCCAUUAAAUGUUAUACCUGGUCUGUUCUACAAUCAACAUGAACAAUCUUAUCAAAGUGAGACUUAUCUCGAUGAUCGUACGAACGAUAACAGCGUUAAUGGAUCAAGUACGGCUUACGGGAGCGAGGUCAGCAGUUUCACGGAUACCGAAGAAUUGGAGAGACGUGAUCAGGCUACUGGACAGGACGAUGAACUACAAGUCCUUAUUUAUGAUCCUAGAAUAUCUAUGAUAUUACGAAAGCCUCUGUAUCGUCAGGAUGACGAACCUUCGAUAUAUUGAUUCUCGGCGAUUAUUUCAUUGUAAUUUAAAUCAAACAAUAGAAUUGGAAGAUCUUUUAACCAAAUUAUAAAUAUUAUUUGAAGCAAAUAUCGUUUCAUUCAUAGCAUACAUACAUACAUACA
This is a messenger RNA of Vespa velutina, 809 nucleotides long. RefSeq lists its product as uncharacterized. Lineage: Eukaryota; Metazoa; Arthropoda; Insecta; Hymenoptera; Vespidae. Bases 115 to 687 code for a protein of 190 amino acids. The transcript is spliced from 4 exons. The record is from RefSeq and is a predicted model, not a curated record.